This is a messenger RNA of Yamadazyma tenuis ATCC 10573, 1141 nucleotides long. It is a transcript of the gene lsm8, whose product is annotated as U4/U6-U5 snRNP complex subunit. The record is from RefSeq and is a predicted model, not a curated record. Gene Ontology annotation, biological process: mRNA splicing, via spliceosome. NCBI's taxonomy places the organism in Eukaryota, Fungi, Ascomycota, Pichiomycetes, Serinales, Debaryomycetaceae. Gene Ontology annotation, molecular function: RNA binding. Gene Ontology annotation, cellular component: U6 snRNP; U4/U6 x U5 tri-snRNP complex; precatalytic spliceosome.
GUAAAACCAUCUCAUAAACAUUCUUUGAUGUCCAGCUGGAAAGAGUUUCUAUACAAAAAGGUGCGGGUCAUUACUACUGACGCCCGGUUGUUUGAGGGCAAACUAGAAGGAAUCGAUAACGCCACCAACAUAGUCAUCUCCAACUGCAUCGAGCGAAUAGCCAGAGUGAAGGGAACAGACGAUAAGUAUCAACAACUCGAUAUGGGUCUAUAUAUGUUGCGGGGCGGUACUGUUGUAUGCAUAGGCGAGGUAGACGAGUCGAUUCCGGUGGACUGGGAGAACCUUACAGGCGAUAAACUAAAAGAUACGAAAAAUCCGUUAUAAAGCUACACUAGUUUUUGAUGGUAGGAAUCCCAUUCUGCUUCAUUUUGAUGGCCAACUCCAAGAGAUAGUCGAGGGCUUCGUUGUACACCUUGGCUUUCCAGAUGUUUUCUCCCCACACAUAAAUACCAUGUCUUCUCACCAACACAGCAGUGGCUCCCGGAUAAUUAUUGAUGGCAGCUUCCAAGUCGUCGACUAAGUCUUCUUCGUGAGGUACGUUUUCGAUGAUGGGGAUCACCAAAGUGUCAAAGUUUUCCAAGCUACCAACUUUUUCCACUUUUCCCGUGGCUGCAUUAACCUGAAGUCUGGGCAAAGCUUUGAUUUGCUCGAUAUGAUUGAUCUUGAACUCGACCUUAUCCUCCCACAACAACGUACACAUCACAGCAUUCUGGGAGUGGGUGUGGAUACAAGCACCGGCGUCUCUCAAUUUAUAGCAGCUCAUGAAUAAUGGCUGACAGGCUGAAGCCUUGUAUUUAUAGUUUUUAUUAUAUCCUCCUUCGUUAGGAGUCCGCAAAACCGUUUCGUCGGGCAACUCAGCCACAAACAUUUCCCAAGGUUCCAAUCUCUCUUUCUGAAUUCCCGAAGGUGCAAUAUAAACAAGGUUCUUAUUAUCUCCAUCGAGAUCUCUUAUGGAGACUCCCCCACCGGUACCGGUGACCCAAUUAUUGUCGUAAAAGAGGCGACACAACUCGCAGAUGACAUUGGCUGGGUGUUGUGGGUUAUCGAGGUCGAGAAAUGGGUCGUUUUUUGCAAUCGUUUGUGGAUCAGACAUGCUUGAGUUUAGAUGGAUUGAACUGCGUGGGAUAAAUUUUUCAUUUUC